AUGGCCGAUGAAGCGCUUUCUAUUUACGAUGAAAUUGAGAUUGAAGACAUGACUUUCGACCCGAACCUGCAGAUUUACCACUACCCUUGUCCGUGUGGCGACCGGUUCGAGAUCGCCAUCGAUGACCUUCGAGACGGCGAGGAAAUCGCGGUUUGUCCUAGUUGCAGCCUGAUGAUCAAGGUCAUCUUCGACCAGUCGGAUCUCCUUAAGGAAGAAAAGCAGCAGACGGAAGGCGCCGCGGUUAAAGCAUAG
Molecule: messenger RNA, 252 nt
Organism: Aspergillus mulundensis
Lineage: Eukaryota; Fungi; Ascomycota; Eurotiomycetes; Eurotiales; Aspergillaceae
Gene: dph3
Product: CSL family zinc fnger-containing protein
Exons: 2
Coding region: 1-252 (83 amino acids)
Biological process (GO): protein histidyl modification to diphthamide
Molecular function (GO): metal ion binding
Source: RefSeq, a predicted model, not a curated record